AUGACCAACACGCCGCCCCCGAUGCCGCAUUCACCGCCUACCGAGAACGCUACUGGUGCGGCGCUGCGUCCCAACUUGGCAACAUCGCUGCACUUCCCAGCCGGCCAACAGGCCGCAGAGGCAGUUACACAACAUGCCAUGACCAUCACGCCGCCCCUGACGCCGUCGUCACCGCCUGCCAAGAACUCUACUGACGGCCAACAGGCCGCCGAUGCAGUCAAAAACCAUGCUAUGAACAUCACGCCGCCCCCGACGCCGCCGCCACCGCCUGCCGAGAACACUACUGGUGCUGCGCUGCGUCCCAACUUGGCAACAUCUUUGCACUUCCCAGUCGGCCAACAGGCCGCCGAGGCAGUUAUGCACCAUGCUAUGAUCAACACGCCGCCCCCGACUUCGCCGCCCCCAACUGCCGUGAAGGCUCCCGGGGGAUUGAAGCGGUGCAAACCGGCCGUGAUGACACAUCCGCCAGAAAACAAAACGAACACUGAGGCGACAACGAUCACUGAGGCGACAAUGACAGAGGAUCACCCGGAGGAACCACUCCGAUGGCGCCGCCCACGGUCGCUGAGAAAGCGGCUGGCACAGGGCAUUGGUGCUAAACGACGAAUUUGUGGCACUCUCCGGGGGAUCAGCCACCUGCCGAGCUAUUCACAGUCGGCCCGACAACACCUCACGCACGUCAACAAGGGCGUGCCGCCACCGUACGUCACGCACAUCAACAAGAGCGUGCCGCCACCGCACAUCACGCACGUCAACCAGAGCGGCGUGCAGCCACCGCACGUCACACACAGCAACAAGGGCGUGCCGCCACCGCACGUCACGCACGUCAAUAAGGGCGUGCUGCCUCCGCACGUUACGCACGUAAACAAGGGCGUGCCGCCACCGCACGUCAACAAGGGCGUGCCACUCAUGCCAGGCACGCACGUCAAGGGCGUGCCAUUUAUGCCAGCCACGCACGUCACUAAGGGCGUGCCACUCACGCCAGCCACGCACGUCAAGGUCGUGCCACUUAUGCCAGCCACGCACGUCACUAAGGGCGUGCCACUCACGCCAGCCACGCACAUCACCAAGGGCGUGCCACUCACGUCAGCCACGCACGUCACCAAAGGUGUGCCACUCACGCCAGCCACGCACGUCACCAAGGGUGUGCCAAUCACGCCAGCCACGCACGUCGCCAAGGGCGUGCCACUCACGCCAGCUGCGCACGUCACCAAAGGCGUGCCACUCACGCCAGCCGCGCACAUCACCAAGGGUGUGCCACUCACGCCAGCCACGCACGUCACCAAGGGCGUGCCACUCACGCCAGCCGCGCACGUCACCAAGGGUGUGCCACUCACGCCAGCCGCGCACGUCACCAAGGCCACACGCACCGCUGAAGGCGCCACACCAACUCCGCACGCCACGCGUGCCGCUUUGAGCGCGCCGCCUGCUGCUGAAUGUGCCGCGAAGCUACCGCCGCCGCCCACCACGGCCGCCACCAUGGCGACAGGUGCGGCCCACAAAGGCACCACGACGCCGCCACCCACCUCGGCCACAGGAGCGACCCACGUGCACACCACGAUGCCACCGGACAUACCAGGGGGCCACCGCGCGGCGUCGCGGCAGUGGCCAGGGCGCCGGCCGACAGGAGUGGCGGCGACCAAGGUCAGGCAGCUCGUGGCAGGCGGCAGCAAGUGCGGACGGCGCUCGGCACGGCCCGACUUAGCCUCGCCGACAUGUGGGCGCUUCGUGGCCCGUCGUGACAGACGGGUGACAGGUGUCGAAGUCCGGGUGAUGGUCAUGUUCGGUGGGUACUUGACCGGCGUUCGGGUACUACGACGCUCGUCGUCGGAAUCGGGCUUUGUGGCAUCUCGGACGUUCCUGGGGCCGCGUCAGGUGGGCGCGAAGGCGGCGUCAGUAUCGGCGUCGCGCGCAUACGUCUCGUUCGGGCAGGUUUAUCCAGCUGUGCCUCAAAGCCAGGCGGGCACAGGGGAGCAAAUACAGGAGACGUCAGGUCCACAAGAGGUGCCGAGGUUGGCGGCUCUGGGAAAGGAGGUGGCGGGAGUGGAAUUGUCAGCGUCGGUGUCGGGAUAA
Molecule: messenger RNA, 2073 nt
Organism: Bacillus rossius redtenbacheri
Lineage: Eukaryota; Metazoa; Arthropoda; Insecta; Phasmatodea; Bacillidae
Product: protein FAM186A-like
Exons: 8
Coding region: 1-2073 (690 amino acids)
Source: RefSeq, a predicted model, not a curated record